Acipenser ruthenus (sterlet) is the source of this 2737-nucleotide messenger RNA. RefSeq names its product delta-type opioid receptor-like. Gene Ontology annotation, molecular function: nociceptin receptor activity; neuropeptide binding. The record is from RefSeq and is a predicted model, not a curated record. Gene Ontology annotation, cellular component: membrane; neuron projection. Lineage: Eukaryota; Metazoa; Chordata; Actinopteri; Acipenseriformes; Acipenseridae. The transcript is spliced from 5 exons. Gene Ontology annotation, biological process: neuropeptide signaling pathway; sensory perception of pain. Bases 691 to 1884 code for a protein of 397 amino acids.
GCACUUCGUCUACCCACUACAGCAACAAAUUCUGAAUACUGCCUGAACACUAGUGAAGAAAUUCUCGGUUCAGCCUUUAAGUUUUGAUUUUAAUCCAGAGAGAGAGAGAGAGAGAGAGAGAGAGAGAGAGAGAGAGAGAGAGAGAGAGAGAGAGAGAGAGAGGACAAGCGCGGAAAGAAAGGGAAAGAGCUGUGUUUUAACAAUGUGCAUAUGAAGAAUGAAGAAGUGAUGUACCGCUAUUGCAAGUGGCACGGAAAGGAAACAGUGGUAAAUAUACAGUAGGACGUCCAGCGGUGUGUGUGUGCGUAAUCUGAUUUGGACUGCAGAGGAAAGCUAGGGGGGUGGUGGUGGGUGGAGGGGAUCACUGUUGUUUGGUGAGAGAACGUCCUCUGUAAAAACUGAGAACUAUCAACCAAACCAGUCGACUUCCAACCACUCCUGGCCCCCCACACUCAGAUAAAGAAAAAAAAAACAAUCGUUUCCUUCAUCCUUGCGUUCUACAGUAACCUGCAGUGUAAGCUUUACAAACAGAACACAGAAAGAGGGCGUUAAAAGACGAAAAUAGCCGCAGCAAUUGUGAUUCGUUUGGAGAAAAAAAAAAUCAAAACAAACAAACAUUUUAUUUAAAAAGUCAGACAUUCACACACGACGUGGUGUUGGAGUGGAGCAUUUAUAGGUCUGUGAUUCACAAUGGAUUUCUCAAACGCACCAGAUUGGUUUAAGGAAGCCAUCCUAAACCGAUUUAUAAACGAUUCUUCUUUCAUGAACAUGAGUGGUUAUAACUUCACCCACGAGGGGUUCGUCUUGCCCAUUGGCAUAAAGAUCACCAUUGCUGUGGUUUACAUGGUCGUCUGCGUGGUGGGGCUCGUGGGAAACUGCCUGGUCAUGUACGUCAUCAUCAGGAGGAAUCCUGCAUUCUGGGACAAUUCAGGGAUGGGACAAAGGGGGACUGCCAGUCUUGGAGACAGGAGGGGACAAGGCCACGCAAAUCCUUUUAGGUACACAAAGAUGAAGACUGCAACUAAUAUAUACAUCUUUAACCUGGCCCUUGCAGACUUUCUGGUUCUCCUCACCUUACCUUUCCAAGGCACAGACGUUUUCCUUGGGUCCUGGCCGUUUGGUAAGCUCCUCUGCAAGAUAGUGAUCGCAAUCGAUUAUUAUAACAUGUUCACCAGCACCUUUACCCUCACCAUGAUGAGCGUGGAUCGGUACAUCGCUGUCUGCCAUCCAGUGAAAGCCCUGGACAUGCGAACCCCUCACAAAGCUAAAGUCGUCAACAUCUGCAUCUGGGCUUUGGCUUCUGUAAUCGGUGUACCAGCCAUGGUUUUGGGGGAUGUUGAAGAGGAUCCCUAUGGCACAGCUAUCGAGUGCGCUGUGGUCCUGCCUCAGCCCUGCAGCUUCUGCGACGCUGUAUUUGGCACCUGUGUAUUCAUCUUCUCCUUCGUCGUCCCGGUCGCCAUUAUCACCAUCUGCUACACCCUGAUGGUGAAGCGCUUGAAAAGCGUGCGGGUGCUGUCCGGCUCCAAGGAGAAGGACCGCAUGCUGCGCCGCAUCACGCGGAUGGUCCUCAUUGUGGUGGCGGUCUUCGUUGUCUGCUGGACUCCCAUCCAGAUCAUGGUGCUGGUCAGGGCCCUUGGGUUGAACCUGCACAACGAGUUCACAGUCUCACUCAUGCACUUCUGCAUCGCCCUGGGCUACGUCAACAGCAGCCUCAACCCAGUCCUCUACGCCUUCCUGGAUGAGAACUUCAAGCGCUGCUUCAAGGAGUUCUGCUACCCAUCUUCAUUCAGGAUGGAACUGCAGCGGUCAACCAGAAUGAAGAGCAUUGCCAAAGAAGUUGCCUGCAACUGCAAGCAUGCAGAUGGGACUAGUAAUCCUGCAUGACUAGACGUGGAGCUGCCGUUGGUUACCGCCAACCAGCAGAAACCUGGCAACUCAAAUGCAGAGCUUACUCAAAUAACAGCCCUUUAAUAUAUGCUGUGCUUGUGCUGUGUGGUCAACUGAACAUGAAGGUGGCCUUUGAAAGGUUCAGAGUUUCUGAUUUGGAGAAAGUCAAGGAACUUUUACCUGCGCAGCCAGAGGAAAAAAGAAAGAUGUUGGGAUACUUUUAAAAAGACAAAAUAUGAUAUGAUAUAAAUUAUGGCCUUAAUUGUAUCAUCUGUUAAAACUUGCCUAAACAGCGUGUUUGAUGUACAGUAAAUGGGUACUUUUGUGUUUUUAAUGCCUAAAAAAGUGUGUUAUUGUGAAAAGUGUUGAGCAGAUAAACCCAGCAUAUUCAUAUAUUUUUGUUCUGUUAACAAAAAAUAAAUAAAUUGGUAGCAGUGUUUCUAAGUUUGAAAAUAUGUAAGUUUUCAAAAAGUACAAGACAUACCUUUAAAAAAUCUAUUGUACUGUUCUAGAACUAUAUUAUUGUCAGAAGUCUCAUAGUAAUCUUACAAUGUGCCUCUGCAAAUUGCUGGUUUAUGUCAUUAUUCUUAGCGAAGAGAACACUGCAUGUCAGUUGAAUGGGUAUAUUUGACAGCUUCGCUUUGUGUAAAAGUGAAUGUUGUUAGACUCGCAUAACUUGAUCCCAAGGUUGCAACUAUGUUUACUUUCAAAAGCAGUCAUUGCUGAGCUGUAACUGAGAUUGUAUUCUUCUGUUUAUUUAUUGAUGUAUUCAUUUACAUAUAAGAAGCAUUGUUAUCAGCAUUGUAACUGACAAUGCUAAUAUGUUCCACACAUUAAAGAACCUGCUUUG